CUUAGUACACAUCUCCUAAGACAUGACCAAAUUAUUUCUCUCCUACUCCCUCUUCUUCAAUGUCUCUCUUCUCCUCCUUCUCAUCGCGGCUGCCUCGACAACCGCAUCUUCAAGGAAUGUUACUAGUGGGCUAAGAUAUAACGGAUGUGCCCCUGGAGUCACCAUCAAAGAAUGCAUAACUGCGGGUAUUGAGGAGAUGGAUGAGGAAGGAGUUAAGGCUGUGGUGCGGCGGAUACUUCAACAAAGAAGGUAUUUAAGCUACACAACUCUACAGAAACAGCAGACUUGUAAUGGUAGAAUCGCUGGUAAUUGUAUUGGAACUGCUAAUCAAAGAGGAUCGACUUGUACUUACUACCAAAGAUGCAAACGUGCAGCCUAAUUACUAGUUUUUUUUUUUUCUUAUGUUAUCUCUUUUCUUCUUAAGUAUGUGUGUUUUAUGAUGAUGUUGUGAUUAAAAUGUAAAAGAGUUAAAAGUAACUAAUAAGACAUUUAGUUGGUUUUAUCA
Capsella rubella is the source of this 505-nucleotide messenger RNA. RefSeq names its product protein RALF-like 27. The transcript has a single exon. Bases 23 to 379 code for a protein of 118 amino acids. NCBI's taxonomy places the organism in Eukaryota, Viridiplantae, Streptophyta, Magnoliopsida, Brassicales, Brassicaceae. The record is from RefSeq and is a predicted model, not a curated record.